AUGAGGGAAACUUCAUCGCCGAGAAGAGUCCUCUGCGGCCUGGGGGUCUGUGCCCUUUAUAGUUCAGGUCUAUGGAAGAAACCGCCCAAACUGAAAAAGCUAAGUGAAGAUAGUUUAACUAAGCAGCCUGAAGAAGUCUUUGAUGUUCUGGAGAAACUUGGUGAAGGGUCUUAUGGUAGCGUGUUUAAAGCAAUACACAAAGAGUCUGGACAAGUUGUAGCAAUUAAACAGGUCCCUGUGGAGUCAGAUCUUCAAGAAAUAAUUAAAGAAAUCUCUAUAAUGCAACAGUGUGACAGUCCCUAUGUUGUCAAGUACUAUGGCAGCUAUUUUAAGAACACAGAUCUAUGGAUUGUUAUGGAAUAUUGUGGAGCUGGCUCUGUUUCGGACAUAAUUAGACUUCGUAAUAAAACGCUAACAGAAGAUGAAAUUGCAACUAUUCUGAAAUCUACUCUUAAAGGACUUGAAUACUUGCACUUUAUGAGAAAAAUACAUAGAGAUAUAAAGGCUGGAAACAUCCUUCUUAACACCGAGGGACAUGCAAAAUUAGCUGAUUUUGGUGUGGCUGGCCAGUUAACAGAUACAAUGGCAAAACGUAAUACUGUUAUAGGAACUCCGUUUUGGAUGGCUCCUGAAGUAAUACAAGAGAUUGGCUAUAACUGUGUGGCAGACAUCUGGUCCCUUGGUAUCACUUCAAUAGAAAUGGCUGAAGGAAAACCUCCGUAUGCUGAUAUUCAUCCAAUGAGGGCUAUUUUUAUGAUUCCUACAAAUCCCCCUCCAACCUUCCGGAAGCCAGAGCUCUGGUCUGAUGAAUUCACAGAUUUUGUGAAGAAAUGCUUAGUGAAAAAUCCUGAACAAAGAGCUACAGCAACACAGCUGCUACAGCAUACAUUUAUUAAGAAUGCCAAGCCGGUUUCAAUUUUAAGGGACCUGAUCACUGAAGCUAUGGAGAUAAAGGCAAAGCGACAUGAGGAACAGCAGAGAGAACUAGAAGAGGAGGAAGAAAAUUCGGAUGAAGAUGAGCUGGACUCUCAUACCAUGGUGAAGACCAGUUCGGAGAGUGCUGGUACCAUGAGGGCCACAAGCACGAUGAGUGAAGGCGCUCAGACAAUGAUUGAACACAACAGUACUAUGUUAGAAUCGGACUUGGGGACCAUGGUAAUAAAUAGCGAUGAUGAUGAAGAGGAAGAUGGGACCAUGAAAAGAAAUGCUACUUCACCGCAAGUUCAAAGACCUUCUUUCAUGGACUACUUUGAUAAACAAGAUUCCAAGAAUAAAAGCCCUGAAAACUGUAAUCAGAGCAUGCAUGAAUCUUACCACAUAUCCAAAAACGUUUUCCCUGAUAACUGGAAAGUCCCUCAAGAUGGAGACUUUGAUUUCUUAAAGAAUCUGAGUUUAGAAGAAUUACAGAUGCGAUUAAAGGCUUUGGACCCUAUGAUGGAACGAGAAAUUGAGGAGCUUCGUCAGAGGUACACCGCAAAGAGGCAACCUAUCCUAGAUGCAAUGGAUGCAAAGAAACGGAGGCAACAAAAUUUCUGAGUUUGUUUUACUUUCAGAUAAUACUAUAAGUCAGUGUGGACACUGGUAACUUUGUAAGUCUGAAGGAAUUCGAUUAUGAGAGUUUUCGAAAACCCAAUCUUUUGAAUUCUCCUUCACAAGCAAUGACAAUUGGAGCAGUGAAAGAACAUACCUAUGCUGUUCUGCAAAGGCAGCGAAACACAUUACCACUUGUUUAUAUUUUCCAAUGUUUAAUGUAAUAGCAGUUUAAUCUGUUACUUCCCAGUCUCUUUCAGGUGUAUAGUGGUAACUUGGUGUUGUACACUAGGAGUUGUGUUUUGGAGCACCUGGAAUGAUUUCUUGAUUGUGCAACACUACAGAGCCUUAUGUUGCAAUAUAUUUUCCUCCCACUUAGUAGCAUAUUUAUUAUGUAAUCUUUGGUAAUCCUAUUUAUUUUAUGCCUGUUUUCUUUUUUAUUAGGAAGUACUAGGAUAAUAUUGUGGAGAGCAGAGCCAGAUUAGAUAAAAUUGGUAUUGUAGUGUAACGAAAAGAAGCUCACCACUGUAUUAUCUUUUCAAACUCCAAUUUCAGCAGGCAUCCCAAUUCAGGGCAGCACUUGAACAUGGAUCCAGCCCAUUCAUAUCAGUAGGAUUUAAGCAUACAAUAAGUAAUAGGCACAUGUUUUUCUGCUGUCCUGAACCAGGGACUGUGGCUGUAGUUGAGCAAUAAAGUUGUUACGCUACGCUACAGAGCAUUCUUUUAGAGAGUAUUUCUAUCAUUUUUACACACACUGAAUUAUCUCUCAUUAAACAAGAAAACAAGUGCCUAAUCAGUUUUGAUUUUUCUGUUAUUCAGGAGAAGCAAUACUUGCAGUCACUCCUUCAGUGUAAAUUUCCAAUUGCUAUAGAGGUAUAAACCUCUAUUUUUGCACCGUAGUUUUAUAAUGAAGUAACAGCUACACUUUCUAGAUAUGUUUUUUGUUUCAUUUAAUUUUUUAUCACCGUUUUGAGGGGAGAGGGGAGUUAUUAGUGGUUUGGGUUUGGUUUGAUUUGGUUUCACAUUAUAGAUACGAAGGGAUAGUAAUUUAAAAGCCAAAGAAAAUCAAUUGAAUACUUACAUAUAAUAAGUACUGAAAAGAAGCAACGUUUUGCAGUCCUCUGAGGGUUUUGUCCUGCAAUUGCUAAACAUUCAAAAUUCCUGUGGUCUUCCGUGGUAGAUUUUGGGGGAAUCAGAAAUGCAGGACCAAGCUCUUAAUAUCUUUUUACAAGUUGUUCUGUCUGGUUUAUAUUGUGGGAUAUCUAGUAGGUAGAAUUUACAACAUUGCAAGAAAUAUUUCAGACUUAGCAGAAAAUGUGAUCCACUUUUUGAACAAUCUACUGUGUUCUCUGUUGAUAUCUUUACUAUUGUUGCCUUUUGUGUAAAUAACUUUACUGUGAUAGUCAUACUUCUUUAAACAAUACAGCUGAAAAGAUCUUUACAUUCAACCUUCAGCUGUUAAACUUUUAAUGGUGACUACUGUAUGGGCAUCUUCUGUUAAAUGUUUUCUGGAAGUUAGUAAUCAUCUCAUACCUCUUAACAUUUACCGUCAUCAUAUGUGGACCAUUUAGAUGGAACAGUGCAGAUUUUGGAAAUGGUGCAUUAUAUCAUAAAGCU
Pygoscelis adeliae (Adelie penguin) is the source of this 3147-nucleotide messenger RNA. RefSeq names its product serine/threonine kinase 3 (gene STK3). Gene Ontology annotation, cellular component: cytoplasm. The record is from RefSeq and is a predicted model, not a curated record. The coding region runs from base 1 to 1536 and encodes 511 amino acids. The transcript is spliced from 11 exons. Lineage: Eukaryota; Metazoa; Chordata; Aves; Sphenisciformes; Spheniscidae. Gene Ontology annotation, biological process: regulation of MAPK cascade; protein phosphorylation; intracellular signal transduction. Gene Ontology annotation, molecular function: ATP binding; protein serine/threonine kinase activity.